This is a messenger RNA of Leptosomus discolor (cuckoo roller), 789 nucleotides long. RefSeq names its product transmembrane protein 81 (gene TMEM81). The record is from RefSeq and is a predicted model, not a curated record. Lineage: Eukaryota; Metazoa; Chordata; Aves; Leptosomiformes; Leptosomidae.
AUGGAGACCCUGAGGAACAGCCUCAUCCUUGGGAUGUUACUUUGUGCUUUCUCUCUACCGUUGGUGGUUUCCUUUGGAAAGGUUACCAUCCCAGCAGAGCUGAAGUCAGCUGUAGCACAAGUUGUCGUCAACACCACAUCCUGCAGUGUCACCUGUGGGCUGGGCUUCAAACUGGAGGAGAUCUGCGAGAUCACUCCCGCCGGAGAGAGGAGGAAUUGUACCUUGCGCAGGUCCGACUGCCUGACCAGCUGGAUUUGUGGCUUAGUCCACUUCACGGUCCCCGUGGGCCAACCCUUCCAGUUCAGCUGCCUGACCUCGGACGCAAUCGGCUCUGGCAGCCAAGCCUACGGCUAUACGUGGAGGCUUGCCCGAGGCCUUAUCACCACAAAAGAUGUGCUGUUCAAACCUUUCAAAAACCCCGAUUCUGUCGUCAGAUUUUCCCCUACCAGGGAGUCUGAUGCAGGGACUUACCGAUGUGAUGUGCAGAUGUUGAAGACGUUCAAGGUCAUCAAGAGGGUCUACUUUGGGGUCAGAGUGAUCCACGGUGACUUAGUGGAUCUGAACUUUCAAAAAUCCUUGACUUGGGAACAGAAGUUGGCAGCAAAGGAGGUGGAAGGGAACCCAGAAAAUGGCACCCACGAAGCAGUGCAAGAACAGCAGCGCUUUUGGCAAGGAGAAUUGUUUUAUGAAUGCUUGGUGGGAGUUGGAAGCGGAGUGAUAGGGGGCGUCUUGGUGAGCGUGGUGCUCUGCUUCUUGCGGAGGACUUUGAGAAGGAGACCUGCGGAGUAA